Tricharina praecox is the source of this 1272-nucleotide messenger RNA. RefSeq lists its product as uncharacterized. The transcript has 4 exons. The annotation marks the transcript as partial. The record is from RefSeq and is a predicted model, not a curated record. Lineage: Eukaryota; Fungi; Ascomycota; Pezizomycetes; Pezizales; Pyronemataceae.
AUGGGGACUGGUCUCUACGACUACGACGAAAAGCCCUGGGUUGUUUCUCAAACGGUGGCCUCAUGGAUCUCCGUCCUCGGCGUCGCCUUCGCCCUCUGGGCCAUCGUUCAAGAGCGAAUCCAGCGAGUUCGCAGCCGGGACGAUGCCCGCAUCGCCACAGACCCGGUGAAGAUGGACUACUUCUACGUCAAGCGUGCUUCGUGGCUGGCCACAUUUUUGGGAGGAAGCACGGACCCACCCCAGCUGACCACUAUCCGUGGGCUCAUAGAAGCGGGGGAUAACGGCUUGUGGACGUCUGCGGCCAUCGACCAGGUGCGGAGGAGCUGGCAUGAUGAGAUCUGUUGGGUCCCGCUUUAUAGGUCUAUCUUCAAGAUGGUGGCAGAGGGCGAGGGACUACCAGGGGAGAUGGAGUUCACGCCAGUCCUCACUCGCUUUCAUUCGUCCACGACUAUCCACUCCGUAUCCUCAUCAAUUUCCUCAAAAGUCCAGCUGAAUGAGAUUGGCCGGCAGUUUAAUAAGUGGCUUGGUUCCAGCGCGCUAUCACUCGACCACCCUGGAAGUGGGGGUAGAGUGCCGACUUCGGAAGAUUUUCUGCCCGAAGACGUGAUGUUUCGACAGUUGAACAGCGGGCUCAAUGAUACCAGAUCCAGCUGGAUGUUGAAUGGGAGAGCUUGCAUCGAGGUUUCGCGGGAAUCACUGGCAGCGUUGGCGCUCAUCCUCGGUAUCAGGCUCACAGUCAAUGACUUCUCAAGUUCCAUCUCGGGGUUUGGCGCGUUCGGUGCUUCGCUAUAUGUUUCGCAGUCUGGCGGGUAUUGGAAACUCACCUUGCAAUUUAGCAGCAGGGCACCGAGCCAUGGUCACUCUCAGGGAAGUGGUUAUACCACAUUGAUGGCGAAGCAUAUUGCAUGCGGCAGCAUUCCAUUCGCAAACUCAAUUGUCCGGGUUCAGUCGAUAUACGUCACGUCUUCUGUGCUAAAGGCUAUCAGAGAAGGCCGUCACAUCAAGGACAGUGAGGAGUUUGGUGGCAGCUCACUGGAAUACCUCCGCCGAUUGCCGUCCGCAAAACAAGUCGAUGCUUUCUAUGGGACUACGAAGGAACCGGCUGAUCUUCUCGGAGCGAAGAUGAAGCGAGAGCUACGGGGGAAAGAGAGCGGCGUAAUACUCGACGCCUGUGGCUCCCCUGUUGGUAGCAACUGUACCUGGCCACGUGCCGUCGUCGGCAUCGCUUUCGGCGGACUCGUCCCUCAAGCCGCGCCCAACCUUGUUUCUGCG